CACAGCACUGGAAUCAUCAACUCAACUGAAUUGCUCUGGGGCACACAUCGCCGUCACUUGCUACUUCUGUCUACAGUCUAUUUGUAUUCAUUGUUCAAAGUCUCUUUACAACCUGUCACGUGCAAACACAAACCCAGCAUGGGCUCCCAAGAAUAUCCGAGCCUAUUGCUCCUCCCCCUCCCCACCCGGCCACCAUCACGGGCCUCGCUCAGCGCCGCAUACCGUCCGUCGCUACAGGCAGUCCUCUCCAAAAUCAAGAACCCAAAUCGGUCUUCCGUUCUCAUUGUAGCCGUCGUGGGCCCUCUUCUCCGCGGCGCAUCGCCAAAAACCAAAUCGCUAUCAUGGCCAGCCGCCCAGUCUCUCAUCGCCGGUCUCUACAGUCUCAUUGCCUUGAUAUGCGCCGAGCAGGCCAUUGCCAGCGAUGUCCACGGCGGACCUGGCUCCGUUGAUGCGCGCGUCGUCUUGGUGGACCACGAUGCCAACCGGAAGUUUUUGCCGGAUUUUGUGGCCGCCAUCGAGCCCAAUAACACGACGGUCGUGGAUCUACCGACCUUUGCCUUGGCAUAUCACCCCUGGAACUACAUCUUCCAUAUCAACAGCGAACAAGGCUACCGCACAUUGUCAACAUAUCUCAAGUUUGCUGAGAGUAGGCAAACGAUUCUGCAGUCGCAACUGGUAGUUGUUGAGGCAGGUCUGAGCAUGAAUGUUGAGGGAUCGAGCGAAGAUCCCGUGGAAGACACCCCGGGGUACAACAUCGUGUGUCUAGGGGGCACAUUCGAUCAUUUACACCCAGGCCACAAGUUGCUCUUGACGGCUGCAGCACUUUUACUCCGGGUACCGGUCAAAGACGCAACGUCAAGUUGCCGCUUGAUCGUCGGUAUCACCGGAGACCAGCUCUUGGUAAACAAGAAACACGCAGAGCUCGUACAGUCCUGGGAUGACAGAGCCGAUUACACUCUCGACUUCCUAACAUCCCUUCUCGAGCUAAACAAGAGCGGGUGGAAGAAGAAGACGAGCCCGGCCGGGACGGUUACAAGGAAACCGGGCCGCGUCGAGGCCACCUUUCGCGACGGCGCCAUCAUCGUCGAGUGUGUCGAGAUCCAGGACGGCUUCGGCCCCACGGUGACGCAGGAGGAGAUGGAUGUGCUCGUGUAUUCGGGGGAGACGCGGUCGGGAGGAAAAUCCGUCAACGAUAAGCGGACGGCGCAAGGGUGGAAGCCGCUGGAGACGUUUGAAGUGGAGGUUUUGGAUGCCAGUGAGCAGGGCGAGGGGGCGAGCGAGACGGAGAAUUUCGCGUCCAAGAUUAGUAGCACGGCGAUUCGGCAGCAGAAGGCGGCGACGGCGGCGAAGGCAACUGCCAAGCCUGAAAGUAAAAGCCGGCUGGCCUAGAUAGUGAAUGGUUAAAUAGCGGUGGAAUAUCACGGCUACUGGUAAAAUCAAGUAAUACAGAGGCCUGGCUUUUGCGAUAUCUUUUGGUUUCUGUUGGAGGUUGGCAUCUUGUAUGAGGCCAUUCUGAUUCUUCAGUUCACAUGAAGCGUCCGGACGAGAGCCCGAAUACGCUCCCAGGCAGACCGCCACUUAAUUACCCACCAGCGAAUGGUAUUGCUUGCGCC
Colletotrichum phormii is the source of this 1613-nucleotide messenger RNA. Its product is annotated as cytidylyltransferase. Gene Ontology annotation, biological process: coenzyme A biosynthetic process. Gene Ontology annotation, molecular function: dephospho-CoA kinase activity. The transcript has a single exon. Bases 139 to 1389 code for a protein of 416 amino acids. Lineage: Eukaryota; Fungi; Ascomycota; Sordariomycetes; Glomerellales; Glomerellaceae. The record is from RefSeq and is a predicted model, not a curated record.